GUGUAUUUCAAAGGAACAGCACUAAAAGUUAUUGUUUAAGCUAGUAUAGGAGUGAUAAAAUAAUUAAAUUAAUCCAUAUGACUGAAAAAAUAAGUCAGCAGAACAAGAUAUCCUCGUUUUCAAAAGAGGUGGAUCAUUUCGAUGAGGAUUCUAGCUACGAUUCAGAUAAUGAGGCACAGUUCUCGUCACCUCACGUAAAUGUGAGCAGGAAUGUCUCGGAAACAUUAGGACAAGAAUUGGUAGACGAUUACAAUAAUUCGACAAAUUAUCGCCAGUAUUUGGAGUUUUCAUUAAAAUUAGGAUAUUCAGAGCGACUUGUACAGCAGGCUCUUAAAAGAUUAGUAAAUCCCACAAAUAAUGAGCUGUUGGCUGAGCUUAUUAAGUUAGGCGCAACAUCCGGAUCUAAUAAUGCAUGUGAUUAUGGAGAUAUUAAAAGCGAAAUUUGUGAUGAGAAUGCAUCUAUCAAUGAACAAGAUAAUAGUCUUCGUCCCAUCGUAAUUGAUGGAUCUAAUGUUGCCAUGAGUCAUGGAAAUAAAGAAGUAUUUAGUUGUCGUGGAAUUGCCAUUUGUGUUGACUGGUUCAAACAACGUGGACAUAAGGAUAUAACUGUUUUCGUACCCAAAUGGAGAAAGGAAAGUGCCAGACCUGAUAAUCCAAUUAAGGAGCAAGAGAUUCUUCAUGAAUUGGAAAAGGAACGAAUUUUAGUCUAUACACCAUCGAGAAGUCUAACAAAUGGUAAACGUAUGGUCUGUUAUGAUGAUCGAUACAUAUUAAAGCUAGCUGUCGAAAACGAUGGGAUUGUAGUGUCAAAUGAUAACUAUCGAGAUUUACUCCAAGAGAGCACUGAAUUUAAGAAGGUAGUCGAACAAAGAAUCUUGAUGUAUUCUUUCGUAAACGAUCGCUUUAUGCCUCCUGACGAUCCUAUGGGAAAAAUAGGACCAACCUUGGAUAACUUUUUAAAAAUUCAGCCAAAAAAAAUCGAUCAGCAGAUAUGUCCUUAUGGCGCAAAGAAGAAAUGUACUUACGGGAAUAAGUGCAAAUUCUUUCAUCCAGAACGUGGUUUGCAGCCACACAAAUCGGUCGCAGAAAGAUUAUCAGAUUUUUAUAAGAGUAAUAGCGAAGCUUCUAAGAAGCAGCAAGUUCAAGGAAAAUCAUUGAGUGUGCCACUUAAUAAUAAUGUUAAUAACAGCAACUUUCUUUCCGUCUCGUCGGGAAAUCCAGUAGAUAAUCGUAAGCAAGCAUUGUGUAGAACAACAUCAAAUCUACCCAAUCCGCAGCAACAUUUAGUUCCACCACCUAGUUUAUCAUUAUCACAACAAAUGAAUUCACCUCAACAGUAUCGACUUGCGCCUGUUCAGGCAUUAUCUGCAAGCACAUCGCCCACAAACAAUUUGAUGCCUCAUUUACAUCAACAACAGCAACAAUUUCCAAAAUCACAUAGCAUUGAUAAUCUACCUCGAGAAAUGUAUCAACAGAAGCCAGUAAGUUAUAGCAAUAGUAAUCUCUGGAACCAGCAAGGCCAAUCACAACAGCAAGAACAGCAAAAUAUUGACAAUUCAGACAUAACAUUGAAUCUCCAUAAGAAACUACAAAGGCAAUUAUCCCUUUUAAAUCCAUACGAUCCACGUUUAUAUCCAAUUCAACAACGUUAUCAUAAUCCAUCUAUGGCGCCACAAAAUCAAAAUCCCGAUUUGUUUUUAUCCUCUCCACCCGCUCAUAAACAAUUGACGGCAUCACAUUCGUUAACUGGAAGUGCUUCGCAAACACACUUUGAGCAUCAAAACGUCAUGAGAAUAGCUUCAGCUCCAAACUCAUCAAAUAUUAAUUGGGCAAAUAAUGCAAAUAAUCAUCUGCUUCCAUCAACAUCCGCUUCAGAGCCACAAAUAAAUUAUUCAAUAUUCGAACAAAGGCGACGCUUACACUAUCAUUUGUGCAACAUAUUUCCGCAAAAGAUUGUCGAAGAAGCAAUGGCAAUGCUCCCAGAUGAGACAAAUCCACAACCAAUCUGUUCAGCUAUCUUAAAUUUACAGAACGUAAGACAAAAGUAAAGAAGUGGAUAGCAAAUAGCUGUAAAUAAAUAUUAUUUAUAGGAUUCUUUUU
Messenger RNA from Chironomus riparius, 2100 nucleotides. The record is from the annotation of a GenBank genome assembly. Lineage: Eukaryota; Metazoa; Arthropoda; Insecta; Diptera; Chironomidae.